CCUAAAGAAAAGAAAAAGGAAAAGGAAAACCGCCGCCCUUUCUCUCAGCCGUUUCAUUCCGCCGUUCCUCCCCCCUUUUCCUCCCUGCUGCAACAGUGCCAAUGGCGGCCGCCGUCGAAGAGAACUUGUCGCGCGAGCAGUACGUGUACAUGGCUAAGCUUGCCGAGCAAGCCGAGCGCUACGAGGAGAUGGUGCAGUUCAUGGACAAGCUGGUCCUCGGUUCGACCCCAGGCGCCGAGCUAACGAUCGAGGAGCGCAACCUUCUCUCCGUCGCCUACAAAAACGUGAUCGGCGCCCUCCGAGCCGCCUGGCGCAUCGUCUCUUCCAUCGAGCAGAAGGAGGAGUCCAGGAAGAACGACGACCAUGUCGCGCUCAUCAAGGAGUACCGAGCAAAGGUUGAAUCCGAACUGUCUCAGGUCUGUGCCGGAAUCCUCAAUCUUCUACAGUCCAACCUUGUUCCGUCUGCGAGCUCCAGCGAAUCCAAGGUGUUUUACCUCAAGAUGAAGGGCGACUACCACCGCUACCUUGCUGAGUUCAAGGUAGGCGACGAGCGGAAGCAGGCGGCUGAUGAUACUAUGAGCUCCUACAAGGCUGCUCAGGACAUUGCUCUGGUUGAUCUGCCUUCAACGCAUCCUAUAAGGCUUGGGCUUGCCUUGAAUUUCUCAGUUUUCUACUUUGAAAUCCUCAACUCAUCGGACAAAGCAUGUGUCAUGGCAAAACAGGCAUUUGAGGAAGCAAUAGCCGAGCUAGAUACAUUGGGCGAGGAGUCAUACAAGGACAGCACCCUGAUCAUGCAACUCCUACGGGACAAUCUAACUCUUUGGACUUCAGAAAUCCAGGAUCAGGAUGAGCCUUGAAUCAGCUGAGGGCUCGUGGUUGUGGGUUUAAUGUCAUGCAUGCAUGCCCUCUCCCUCUAAUUGUGUAAUUUUCUUCAUCCAUUGUCUUUGUUUGUUGUGUAAGUUCCCAAAUUUCAUUUAUCUGUGUAAAAAUUAGUCUAACAGCAGAAACCCUUUAAUCUUGAAGGGAGGGAGGGUGGGUGCGUCGGGGAUUGAGGUGUGAAACAUAUGAUGAUUGUUUGUGGGAAU
Cuscuta campestris is the source of this 1085-nucleotide messenger RNA. The record is from the annotation of a GenBank genome assembly. Lineage: Eukaryota; Viridiplantae; Streptophyta; Magnoliopsida; Solanales; Convolvulaceae.